AUGCCAGCCCGAACCGUAGACACGGCCUUUCGGCUCAUGCACCACUUCCUGACCACAUCUCGAGCACAGCGCCUUUCCCACCCGUCCUCACCACUUCUCUGUCCACAAUGCCAAACCGGAGUCCAACGACUCUUCGAGCCUCAAUCCCGCUCUCCUCGCCUCAGCAUACGUGUCGCCACCACCAUACCAAGCACAAGACCCUUCUCCAGCACCGUGUCGCGGCCCAAAAAGUCCUCCGCCUCCGCAAAAUCGAACCGCAAAUCCCCCUCGCUCGACUCCCUCACGCACAAGGACGACAAACACAUCCCGGACAACAAGGCCACGCGCAACCGCGAUGCGGAAACCGACCCGUAUGACUUCUCCGAGCUUGAGACGGCGAUCGCCAAGGCCGUCGCGCGUCUGAAGGACGCGCUGGUCAAGACCAAGGACGCCGGCCGCGUCACGCCGGAGAUGAUCGAGCAGCUGGGGGUGGAAAUCAACGUCAAGGGCGCCGACACGGGCAGGGGCAGCGCGCACAAGGAAAAAGCCCGCAUCGGGGACCUGGCCAGCGUGGUGGCCAAGGGUGGGAGGACCGUCAACGUGUUUUGCGCCGAAGAGGCGCACGUCAAACCGAUAACUUCGGCCCUGCUGGCCAGUCCGUACAGUCUCGUCCCGCAGACCACGGCGCCGCAUACGCCCGGCACGACCUCUUCGUCCCAGUCGUCUUCCCUGCCGCGGGACGCUAACCCGCUGUUGAUCACGGUGCCGGUCCCUCCCGUCACGGCCGAGACGCGCAACCUGGCCAAACAGGAGGCGAAGAAGAUGUUCGAGCGGGCGAGUAGCGAGGUGCGCAAUGCGCGCGGGGAGGCGCAGAAGCGGUUCCGCAAGAUGGAGCUGGGCAAGCUGGUCAUUCAGGACGAGUUGAGGAAAGCGCACAAGCAGAUGGAGGAGGUGGUGAAGAAGGGGCAGGACGAGCUCAAGAGGGUGUAUGAGGCGAGUGUGAAGGCGUUGGAGGGGUAG
Messenger RNA from Cladophialophora yegresii CBS 114405, 999 nucleotides. RefSeq lists its product as uncharacterized. Gene Ontology annotation, cellular component: mitochondrion. Gene Ontology annotation, biological process: translation. The transcript is spliced from 2 exons. The record is from RefSeq and is a predicted model, not a curated record. NCBI's taxonomy places the organism in Eukaryota, Fungi, Ascomycota, Eurotiomycetes, Chaetothyriales, Herpotrichiellaceae. Bases 1 to 999 code for a protein of 332 amino acids. Gene Ontology annotation, molecular function: ribosomal large subunit binding.